Molecule: messenger RNA, 940 nt
Organism: Dacryopinax primogenitus
Lineage: Eukaryota; Fungi; Basidiomycota; Dacrymycetes; Dacrymycetales; Dacrymycetaceae
Exons: 2
Coding region: 20-769 (249 amino acids)
Cellular component (GO): mitochondrion
Source: RefSeq, a predicted model, not a curated record
CACUAUCCCAAACACAACAAUGCAACGGACAUUAGCACGAUCAACAGCUGCCCUCUCCGCUGUCCAUCGCGGGGUCGCCUUCGAGGAGCGGUCGCGACGGGUUCUCCAGACCCACAUGUCAAUGUCGAUGCGCCGUGUGGGUGGGGCGAGCGACGGGGGGAUCGACCUUCAGGGCUGGUGGUGGAUCCCUUCUCCAGCUCCAAGCGAAGAUUCGUCAACGCAACCGGGGGUGCUAUAUACCGACACUGGGGAGCGACGAAGAAGGAUUCGGGUCAUCGCCCAGUGCAAGGCGGAGACGAGGAAGAUGGGCCCGAAUUACGUGCGGGAGAUGGAGGGCGUAUUGCAUACACUCAAUGCCAAUGCGCUGCAGGCUCACGUCAAUGGCGAGAUUUCGCUGGAAACACCAACAAUCCCAAUCGUCGCAAUUAUCAUCUCGCAGUCGAACUUUACACGAGCAACUCGACUUCGUGCAAUGUCAAGCCCUCUUCCCUUCAUUCUUAUGUAUCUCCCGCCAGUCUCCCGCGUGGUUCAAGAAAGCAGAAGCGAACAAUCAGAAGAGGAGGAGGAUCAGAUUGGGUCGGCAAUAUGGAAUGUUGCUGUGAGUGGUGAAAAGGGUGUUCUGCGAGGGCAAGGAGAACUGAGAUGGGAGAGAAAGGCCGGCGACAUCGGUCGCCCAGGACUUUGGUGGGCAGGAAGGAAGCUGCGAAAUUGGGUGCCCCCGGAGACUCAGGUCGACGAGGAAGUCGACGAAGAGCUGCAGGUGGCGUGAAUGGAACAUACUGAUUUGUCGACUCAUCAAGUGCAAAUCGUUCUCCAUGCAUCACUCAACGGUGGACUCGGUUUGCUUGCGCUGAAUCCCUCAACAGCUGGCCACCAUUCCACAUCUGGAGGUGCACCAUGAUCACCGAUAUUGGCGACGAGGGACAUCAUCUAACAAGCG